Molecule: messenger RNA, 258 nt
Organism: Danaus chrysippus (African queen)
Lineage: Eukaryota; Metazoa; Arthropoda; Insecta; Lepidoptera; Nymphalidae
Source: the annotation of a GenBank genome assembly
AUGACCGCUUCUAAAUAUACCCCCGAGGGGUGGUGCGGGAGGGCGAGGUCCGCCGCGGCGCCGCGGACGCAGCCAGCGCCGGCCAGAGCCGCCUCGGUCGCCGCGGACUCCACAUUCCAACGUCGCUUUGCUGCCGGUGCUGUACCCGUGCCGAGUGACUGUGUGACCGUCUUCAACCCGUGCGACGUAAGUGAUGUGCAGUGCAGUGUCCUUGUACAGUGUGUAGGAGAUCAGAGUGUCCUCGGGAACGGUUCAUGA